Molecule: messenger RNA, 3218 nt
Organism: Rhineura floridana
Lineage: Eukaryota; Metazoa; Chordata; Lepidosauria; Squamata; Rhineuridae
Gene: DTX3L
Product: deltex E3 ubiquitin ligase 3L
Exons: 5
Coding region: 382-2658 (758 amino acids)
Biological process (GO): Notch signaling pathway; protein ubiquitination
Source: RefSeq, a predicted model, not a curated record
AAUCGGAACCAUUUCCUCCCAGCCAAGCCAGCGGGGUGCUUGUGCUGACUAUUGGAAGCAGAUAUCAACGAGUGCAACAUUUUGAGCUACAACGGGUGUAGGUGGGUAGGAAGCGCCUCGCCUGUUCAGCAGCUUCAUGUCACUCGAUUUUGAAAAGCAGAGGUAACGCUUCUCGGAAAGGUAGCAGCCUCCGUUACCCGGCACGUUAGGACAUCGGAUUUCUUGGCCAGGUUGCCGUCGCUCUUGAGGAAGGAACAGCAGGCGGCGCUGUUUGUACAGCAUGGAGCGCCGCACCCUACAGGAGUUUCCUGUUUUUAUUGAUCUUCUUCGUCGCGAAGAAUCGAAAGCGAAAGUUCGUGCUUAGCCUCCACAACUGUAGACAUGGCCGGCUAUCCUCCUCCGCUUUUCGUGCAGGUCUCUCCUGCAGGCGCGGCCUCCGAAAGGCUGGAGUCCAAGCUGCAAAUCCACUUCCAGUCCCUGAGGCGCUCCGGGGGCGACGAGUGCCAAGUGCGAGUUCAGGAUCGUGAACGGGGCGUUUAUGCGGUGCAGUUCCAGUCGGAGGAAGUGAAGAAUCGAGUGAAGGUACAUGAACCUCAUUUCAUAGAGGUUUCUGCAACACCUCUGGAGCUAAGCAUCCUGCCAGACUCUGAGAUGAUGAUGGACUUGGCAGAAACGUCACAUACAAAUAACUCGAUGAGCUCAGCAGCCAGUUUAUUUUCUGUUUGUAGCACUCUACCACUUCAGAAUGAUUUUGAAAAGAAGAACCUGGGCAAAAAAUAUGCUGGUGAUCUUCUUGAAAGCGUUACCAGAAAGAUAUUUCUCAGUGUAUCUGCCACUUUGAAUACUGAUUUGCUCACAAAAGAGCAGAGAAAGCAGGUAACCAAUAUGUGCCCCACCUUAAAAAUAGACCUGUGCACAAGCCAUUCUGGCAUAGAAAAAGUGUCAGGAGGUUAUGACGACAUAGAAAAGUUAUACUGUCAUUUUAAGAAAGUCCUUGGAGGCUCCCACCACCACACUGAAUUUUCACACCCAAAAGGGCAGAACCCUUUGGAAGAGAUGUCCAUGGAUUACUGGAAAGAAGGAAGCAGGAAUGAUGUAGACGAAGUGUCUGAAAUGGAAGUUCCUUCAGCUAUCUUUGAAUAUUUCAGCCAGGCUUGCAAGCAACAAGUUGAUGAACUGGAGCAGAAGUUCAGCAUAAAGAUUACUAGCAAAGAAAGUGGAAAUGGAUUGACUUCUCUACGGUUUGCUUCAGUUGGAGCUCCUAGCCUCCUAGAGAAAGCUCAGCAAACGUUUGUCACGGCUUUUCAGAAAGUGACAGCAGAUUUGAAACAGGAGAGAAUUUCUUUCGCUGACAGCUGCCAGUGUGCUAGAGCACAGGAGAUUUUAAACACCCAGUAUAAGAGUAUCCUUGUUAAAAUGGAUGGAAAUACAUUGAUUCUCCGUGGCCCUGCAAGGGAGAUUUCAGCCGCUAAAGGGUUCUUUGGAGAUGUAGGGGCAAGAGACUUGGUUAAAAAACCUGAAGCUCACUCUCUGAAGAAUGGUGUUGAAAUUGAAAUUGAUACGUUUAGACUCCUGGAACCAGAAUUAGCUAAAGAAAUUGAAACUAUAAACAAGAAGUACAAUACUGAAAUGCAGAAAAAGAACCAUCUCAGCAGUCGGAGUACAAGUGUCCUUUUUAAGCCCAUGACGCAUGAAAACUCAGAUCAAACUUCACAAGCGUAUGAAAGUUUCCUCCAGGUUUAUCAGAAGAUUUUCGAACAGCUCACAGAAAAAGUAAUCCCCUUGAAACUGUCAGCAGAUCAGAGAAAAAUAUUGGAUGAUUUUUGGAAACAGUUGCAAAGAGAAAAUCCCAGAGUAUUGCUGCAAAAAACAAAAGAUAAGCUAUUUUUAAGGGGUCUUCCAGACAAAGUAUGUUCUACUGAAAAGGACAUCAUGAAGUUCCUGAACAUUGAUGUUGGUCCAUCUUCAGGAAGUAUAGGUCCACGCACUCCGAGUUCCAGCGUUGGAGAAACUAAAGGAGCGUACUUGAAGCAAAAUGAAGACCACAAAAUGCACACUCCACCUCCAAAGGAGAAGGUGGAUUCCAAGGAAAUGGGAGUCAAGCAAGAGGAACUUUGCUCCGUUUGCAUGGAUAAAAUCCACCAAAAGAAAGUACUUCCCAAAUGCAAGCAUGAGUUUUGUUUCGAGUGCAUUGAAACGGCAAUGAAAUACAAGCCAGUCUGCCCAGUGUGUAAUAUGUCCUAUGGGAAGGUAGAAGGAAAUCAACCACCAGCAAAAAUGGACAUCCAGAAAUCACGAUUAUCACUUCCUGGUUAUAAAGGGUAUGGUACUAUCGAAAUCAGGUAUCACAUACCUGAAGGUACCCAAACUGCAGACCAUCCAAACCCAGGAAGAAGAUUUCAGGGAACGUGUCGGACAGCAUAUUUACCUGAUAAUCCAGAAGGAAGAGAAAUUUUGAAGCUGCUUCAACAGGCCUUUGCUCAAAAAUUGAUUUUCACGGUGGGCCAGUCACGUACAACAGGCGUAACUGAUGUCGUUACUUGGAAUGACAUUCACCACAAAACUAGCAAAUUCGGAGGGCCAGACAGUUUUGGCUAUCCUGAUCCAAAUUACCUGAAACGUGUUCGAGAAGAACUGAAGGCAAAAGGAAUUGAAUGAGUAUUUUUUCAAUCAACUGUCCACAAUCUGUAGCAGUCCAAAGAUUCUUCAGUUUAAUUUUUUUUGCUUUUCCGAAGGAAACUUGAUUUCUGUUUAUCUAGUGCAAAAUCUUUAAUUCCAGAACUUGUUGAUUAACAUGCUAUAUUCUGUUAAAAGGCUAUUAAGUAAAGCUGUAGUGCAGGAGGUGGGGAGCCUAUGGCCCUCCAGAGGUACAGCUCCCAUCAGCCCUGGCCAUUGGUCUUGCUGGUUGGGGCUGAUGGGAGUUGGAGUCCAGCACCAUCUAGAGGGCCACAGGUUUCCCAUCCCUGCUGAAGUCCUAAGUGCAUUUCGUAGAACCCAGACUUAAUUACAGGUGACCUUAAUUUUCAAAGUUCUGCUGAAAUUGGUGGGUCUUGGCUUCAAGUAGAAGCACAUGUGAACACCUUUCUCUGUGUGAUUACUACUUGCACAAGGCGGCUUUCUACACUCUGCCUUCGUUCUCUGCAUUGUGAAGAUUCAAAACUAAACAAAAGCAAACUGUUACAAAAUGUUCUUGUGUAAAUAAAUAUUUCAUGCACCAA